GUGAGUCAGCGCGAAGGCAAUGUCGACCCCCAAGGCGCGCAAGUCUAUCAAGGUGGGCGGUCAUGUGGGCGUGCUCACUGGCCGCCGCAACCGCCAGGAGACCAUGUUGUCCAUACGCAAGGCCAAGAAGGAGGACGCCUACGCCACGCGUCGCAAUCUCAAGGCCAACCACCCGCCAGCCGCCUCACAGACCGCAAGUCGAAAGGAGCUUUUGCUCAACCUGGCGUCGCGCUCCCAGGCGCUACUACUCGGGAUCCAGCGGCCAGAUGCGCUGACGAGGCAAAAGUCCAUGCGCGCCUUCGUGUAUUUGCUGUCCAGCGGCGUGCCUCCGCUUUUCGACGAGAACGACUCACAGCACGAGGGCUUGUGGCACACCAUCUUGGCCGCCCUUCCCUCCUUCGUGACCAUCUUAAACGAAGAUCUGCCGGACGCCAAUGCUGUCCAAUUACACUCGGACGCCGCCUUCGCACUGCGCUUCAUCUCGUCCAUGGACAAGGCUGACGCUGUGAUCGCAUCAGGCGCCGUCCCCAAGCUCGUUCAGCUUUUCCAGUCCGGGAUUUCGGAGCUGCAGAUCCAGGCGUCCUGGUGUCUCGGCAACAUCGCGUCUGCCUCGGUCGCGUGUUGCGACGAGAUCGUCAAGGUCUGUCCGCCCAGCAUGGUGCUGCCCCACAUCCGCAUGGCCACGCCGUCCCUGCGACGUGCGGCUGUGUGGCUACUGCGCAGUCUAGUGGAGUUCCCAGAGGUUAUGGAUAAGAGCGGCGUCAUGACAAUAGACACGAAGCGAGAGAUGAUGGAGGUGCUGGCCAGUAUCAUCCUGCAGCUUUCGAACGAAAAGGUGAGCAACUUUGUGUCGGCCAACGGCCACGCAGGAGAGGCGAUCAAGUUCAAGAAGGCAGCGGCUAUCGCUCCGUGGCGGAUCUUUGAGAUCAACACAGGAAAGCCGGCGCCGAACGAUAUUGCUGUCGUGCGCUUCGUUCGCGAAGUGGAUGAGACGACGGUGGAGGUCAUGGACGUGGACGUGAACUUCGAGACCGGCGAGAACAUGGUGUUCCAGGCCAAGAAAGCAGACAUGCGGCCGCUGCAGGUUAUGGACGAUGCCAUUGGCGAGGACGAUGAACUGGAAGACGAAGAGAACGAUCUUUUGGACGAGCAAGUCCUUACGCUUUGUGAUAGCUGCUGGGCGCUGGUGGAAAUGACGCUUCACAACAGUGACGUCGUUGGUGGGAUCGUUAGCGCCGGUCUGUGCCCACGCCUUGUGGAGCUGUUGUACAUCUCCCAGAGCAGUAUUAUCCUCGCACCGGUGCUACGACUAUUGGGCAAUAUUGUGUCUGCUGAGAUCUCGUACUCCCAAGCCGUGAUUGAUGCUAAGCUCCUGGAAGUGAUCCCGAGUGUGAUGACCACAACCAGUCGAGCGGUGCGAGAGGAAGCGUGCUGGAUGCUGUCGAAUAUUGCUGGUGGCCAAGAAGAACAGGUAGUUGCGAUGAUGAACUCACCCGGAGUUAUCACUGGAUUGGUGGAGCAGAUGUCGUGGGCCGAGUACGGUGUGAAACGUGAGGCCACAUGGGCCAUGUGCAACAUCAUCGUGCGGGCCAAUGUCGAGUUCGUCGAGGAAGUCGUUCGUAUGGGCGUGUUGCAGUCAUUCUGUCCGCUUCUCGACGAAUGGGAAGACCCGAUGGUGGAGCUUGUUAUCCUAGAGGCGAUCGAGAGUCUGUUGCAGAAGGACCCGCAGGAAGGCCGCGUAGCUGUUGAGGAGAGUGGAUGCCUGUCCAAGAUAGAGGAGCUGUCCUACGACCAGAACGACGACGUUAGCAGUAUGGCGUCGCAGUUGAUAGACACGUGGUUCUACAAAGAAGGAGACGAGGUGGACGCGACGCUAGCGCCGGCCGUCGUAGGGUCCGGAAUGACCGGCGAGGCUCUCAACUUCCAGCCCGUGCAGACCGAUGUCCAGUUCAACUUUAACCAGAGUUGAUUGAUAGCAAAUCCCUUACUCGGCUACGAUAAUUGGCGAAGAAAGCCGUCGUA
Phytophthora infestans T30-4 is the source of this 2022-nucleotide messenger RNA. RefSeq names its product importin subunit alpha, putative. The transcript is spliced from 3 exons. Gene Ontology annotation, biological process: NLS-bearing protein import into nucleus. The record is from RefSeq and is a predicted model, not a curated record. The coding region runs from base 20 to 1969 and encodes 649 amino acids. Gene Ontology annotation, molecular function: protein binding; nuclear import signal receptor activity. NCBI's taxonomy places the organism in Eukaryota, Oomycota, Peronosporomycetes, Peronosporales, Peronosporaceae. Gene Ontology annotation, cellular component: nucleus.